AUGAUCAAGCUUACAGUAAGCCUAAAAAGUGAUGGUGCCGUGUCUCACACCAUUUUGUUGGUACAGCUACCAAGAGGCCACAAGGCAGCAGACUACGAAUCCGUGAAUGAAUGCAUGGAAGGUGUUUGUAAAAUGUAUGAAGAGCAUCUGAAAAGAAUGAAUCCCAGCAGUCCCUCUAUCACAUACGACAUCAGUCAGUUGUUUGAUUUUAUUGAUGAUCUGGCAGACCUCAGCUGUCUUGUUUACCGAGCUGAAACCCAGACAUACCAACCUUAUAACAAAGACUGGAUUAAAGAGAAGAUCUGUAUGCUUCUUGGUCGUCGACAGGCCCAACAGGCUGGGAAAUAAGCUGGAAGCAUGAGGGGCGUGGGGUUGGGCUCAGAACACAGAUGGGGGAAGGGAACAGCCUCCUAUAGCGAAGGUUUUGUAUUGCGGUAAUCCUGUUUCCAUUGUGGUACAUUCUAACCCAUACAGACAGUGUUAGAGAAAAUGUGAGGAUCUGGUUCAAGCUAAAGUCCACUUGCCCCUUUCUCCCACUUUUUUUUUCUUUUUUUUUUUUUUUACUUCAAUCAUUUCUAUGAUGUUUUAGAUGGAGGUGAUUCUUUGUCAGUUUAUGUUGGUUCCAGUCCUUCCAAAUGUUCAUACCCGUAUAAUACUCAUUAUAUUAACCCUU
Molecule: messenger RNA, 673 nt
Organism: Erinaceus europaeus (western European hedgehog)
Lineage: Eukaryota; Metazoa; Chordata; Mammalia; Eulipotyphla; Erinaceidae
Product: enhancer of rudimentary homolog
Exons: 2
Coding region: 1-348 (115 amino acids)
Source: RefSeq, a predicted model, not a curated record